AUGGAUAAACAGACAGACAGUAAACAAGAAGGCACCAUUACAUUUGACUCUGUUUCAUUUUCCAAGAUAUUUGUUGCAGAAGAGACAGGAGUUUACGUGCUUGGCAGUAAUCUUAUUGCACAUGAAGUAAAUGAAAACCAAAGGAGUAUUGAAGAAAUCUGCAUCUGCUGUGGCAGUUUCCAGAUUCAUACCCAGCAUCCCUUGUUUCACGGAGGAAUUUGUACUCCGUGUACGGAGAACUUUCUGGAAACAUUUUUCCUGUAUGAUGACGAUGGCCUUCAGGCCUAUUGCACAAUCUGCUGCUCGGGGAAGACUCUGCUAAUGUGCGAUGACCCAACUUGUAAUAGAUGCUAUUGCCUAGAGUGUCUGGAUGUCCUUGUAAGUCCUGGUACUGCAGAGAAAUUUAAAGCAAUGAAUACAUGGUUGUGUUUCAUGUGCCUCCCCUUGAGUUCAAAUGGUUUGCUGAAGAGGAAGAAGAGAUGGCGUGCGAAACUGAAGUGCUUCUACGAUCAGGAAUCUAACCAUCUUGAGAUUUAUCAGCCUUUAUCCGCAUGGGAACGAAAGCCAAUCAAUGUUCUCUCCCUUUUUGAUAAUAUUACCCCAGAGAUGAAAAAUCUUGGAUUUUUGGGCAGCAGCAUGGGGGAUGGCAGGCUGAUAUACUUAGAUGAUGUCACCGAUGUUCUGAGGACAGAUGUAAAAGGAUGGGGUCCUUUUGAUUUCAUAUUUGGUUCCACUCCUGCAGUUGGAAAUUCCUACGAACACCCUCCCGCUUGGUACUUCUAUCAAUAUCACCGCAUCCUACAAUACGGGAAACCCCCAGAGAGCAGUCAGAGGCCAUUCUUCUGGAUGUUUGUGGAUAAUCUGGUGCUGGAAAAAGAAGACAGAGAGACAGCUUCGCGAUUCUUCAAGAUGGAGGCAGUGACUAUCCACAGGGAACAUGCCCAAACUGUCCAGAAUGCUGUGAUCUUGUGGAGCAACAUACCAUCUGUUAAGAGCAAGUAUUCUCUCUCAGACUUGGAUCUGGAUUUAGACCGCCUGGCAAAGGACAUCCUCAGAACAAGACUGUUCUCUCAACGACCAGCCACUCUAGUGAGGAAGUUUUUUCUUCCCUUGAGAGAAUAUUUUAAAUGUUUUUCACAAACAUCAAAGAUCUGGAUUAUCCCAUAAUACUGAAAAGAAAUUCUGUCACUUAAGGUCUGAUCCAAAGCCCAUUGAAAUCAAUGGGAUUCUUUCCAUUGACUUCAAUAGUCUUUGGAUCAAGCCCAUACUGCGGGAUUGCUCUGUCACAUUUAUUUCUUGAUGUUGUAUAACUAGCUCUCUUGUUUUGCCCAAGCAUGUUAUUUGUUUUCCUUUUGCUAUUGGAUGGGUUGCUGCACUUUCUUUCAUAGAUGUUACUUUAGGCUACAUAGAGCCAGUGUGAACAUGCUAUCUUUGAUUUGAUAGUUAACAGCUCAUUGAGGCCUUGAUCAUACAAAUUUUUGGGGAUGUGAGUAACUUUACUCAUGUGAGUAAUCUCAUUGAAUUCAUUGAGAUGACUCAUUUGCAGAAAGUUACUAAUAUACCGAAUCAUUUGGAGGAUCAGGAUUUAAGGUUGAAUUUUAUUUAAAGACACCUGAUUUUAUAUACUUUUUACCUUAAUACUAGAACUAGCAGGAAAUGUUUUAAUAUAUCUUUUACCUAAAUACUAUAAUAAUAAUAACAUAAGAGAAAAUCAUUUAAUAUUUUAUUUUUGCACACUUUUACCUAAAUGCUAUCUAUAAUUAAAACUGAUUCGUGUGUUUAAACUUAAAAAUAGCCUGAACAACAUAACGAAUGUGAGAGAUGAGCAAAACUCCUUCAUCUAAAAAUGUAGCACAUUAUUUUGUGUCUGAAUGGAAUGAAGAAAAAAAAAUCAGCAUAUUGUAAGCAUACUUGAUAAUGCUUUAUCUUGUUUUAAUAGAUGUAUAUUUAAAGUAAAGAUUGUUUUAUUAACAUUUUACUAAAACCGGGAUACAAAUAAGAAUCAG
This is a messenger RNA of Malaclemys terrapin pileata, 2006 nucleotides long. It is a transcript of the gene DNMT3L, whose product is annotated as DNA methyltransferase 3 like. The transcript is spliced from 12 exons. The record is from RefSeq and is a predicted model, not a curated record. Gene Ontology annotation, molecular function: DNA (cytosine-5-)-methyltransferase activity, acting on CpG substrates; DNA binding; enzyme activator activity. Bases 1 to 1167 code for a protein of 388 amino acids. Gene Ontology annotation, biological process: negative regulation of transcription by RNA polymerase II. Gene Ontology annotation, cellular component: nucleus. NCBI's taxonomy places the organism in Eukaryota, Metazoa, Chordata, Testudines, Emydidae.